Messenger RNA from Mangifera indica (mango), 1152 nucleotides. RefSeq names its product disease resistance protein RPV1-like. The transcript is spliced from 2 exons. The record is from RefSeq and is a predicted model, not a curated record. NCBI's taxonomy places the organism in Eukaryota, Viridiplantae, Streptophyta, Magnoliopsida, Sapindales, Anacardiaceae. The coding region runs from base 1 to 1152 and encodes 383 amino acids. Gene Ontology annotation, biological process: signal transduction; defense response. Gene Ontology annotation, molecular function: ADP binding.
AUGGCUUCCAGUUCUUCUUCUUUUUCCCGUUGUUCUUUUUCUUCUUCUACUCCAACACUAAAGUACAAAGUUUUUCUUAGUUUCCGGGGUGAGGAGACUCGGAAAAACUUUACAAGUCAACUGUAUGAUGCCUUCAACCGGGAAAACAUUAAUACUUUCACUGAUUAUAAACUUAACAGAGGAGAAGAAGAUUCUCCAGCUCUUCUUACUGCAAUCGAACAGUCAAAGAUCUCAGUUAUCAUUUUCUCUGAAGGGUACGGUUCUUCGAGCUGGUAUCUCAAAGAACUUGAAAAGAUCCUUGAAUGCAAGAACAAGUACGGUCAGAUUGUAAUUCCGAUCUUUUAUCGCGUAGAUCCAUCAGAUGUAAGCCAUCAAGAGGGAGAAUUUGGAAAGGCAUUUUCCCAGCUUGAAGAUCGUUUUAAGGUUAAAGAUCCAGGGUUGUUGCAAAGAUGGAAGACUGCUUUGACGGAAACAAGCAAUCUGGGUGGCUUUGUUUCAAAUAACACUAGAGAUGAAUCAGCACUUGUAAACGAUAUUGUUGAGGAUAUUUUGAAGAAAUUGAAUGAUGAGUACUUGGAAAUUCUUGUAGGGUUGGACUCAAAAAUUGAGAAAAUUGAAAAUUUAUUAUCGUCCAAUGUUCGCAAGUUAGGAAUUUGGGACAUUAGAGGUAUAGGCAAGACAACUCUUGCUGGUGCUAUAUUCAGAAAGAUAUCUAAAAAAUUUGAAGCUUCUUACUUCAUUCGGAACAUUAGAGAAGAAUCAAAGAAAAGUGAAGGCUUAAAUGACUUGCGCCAAAGACUUAGUUCAAAAGUUUUCGGGGACAAAAAUCCCAAUAUCAGAUUCACCUUGCAAAAAAGAAGGCUUGGCUGUGCUCUUAUUGUUUUCGAUGAUGUGACAAAGUUAGAACAAAUGGAAUGUUUAAUGGAGGAUUUUGACUACUCGGACUCUGAAAGUCGAAUAAUCAUAACAACAAGGGAUGAGCAAGUUCUAAUAAAAUAUGGUGUGGAUCCCAUACACAUAAUCAAGAUGGAAGAAUUGUCUAGGGAUGAAGCUUUUCAGCUUUUUAACAAAUAUUCAUUUGGAGAAAGCGGCCCAACAGAAGAUUAUUCUGAGCUAUCAUCAAGGGCAGUAACAUAUGGGGUGUUCCAAUAG